GACGUCACUGGUGACGUCGCGAUGAAAUCACUUCCCGGAAGAGAAAUUGUCUCAACACGGAAGUGACUGAAAGAAAACAAAAAUAGUCGUUUUCGAGAUUGUCAGGGAGGCAACCUUCAAACAUUUGUUUGUCGUCUGAAUUGUGCUGGUUUGACGACCUUGGAACAAGAUGGACUUCCUGUUUGGGAGGAGAAAGAGUCCAGAGGAGAUGCUGAAGCAGAACCAGAGGGCGCUCAAUCGGGCCAUGAGGGAGUUGGACAGAGAGCGAAUGAAGCUGGAGCAGCAGGAGAAGAAGAUCAUCGCCGACAUCAAGAAAAUGGCCAAGCAGGGCCAGAUGGACGCCGUCAAGAUCAUGGCCAAAGAUUUGGUGCGCACAAGACGCUACGUGAAGAAGUUCAUUAUGAUGAAAGCCAACAUUCAGGCCGUCAGCCUGAAGAUUCAGACCCUCAAGUCCAACAACAGCAUGGCCCAAGCGAUGAGGGGUGUUACCAAAGCCAUGGCCACCAUGAACAGACAGCUGAAACUGCCCCAGAUUCAGAAGAUCAUGAUGGAGUUUGAGCGUCAGAGUGAGAUCAUGGACAUGAAGGAGGAGAUGAUGAACGACGCCAUCGACGACGCCAUGGGGGAUGAAGACGACGAGGAGGAGAGCGAUGCCAUUGUCUCCCAAGUCCUGGAUGAGCUGGGUCUCACGCUCACUGAUGAACUUUCAAAUCUGCCAUCUACUGGUGGGAGUCUUUCUGUAGCCGGGGCGAAGAAGGCCGAGCCUCAGGCUGCUCUCGCCGACGCAGACGCCGAUCUGGAGGAACGGCUUAAUAACCUCCGCAAAGACUGAACACGCUCCACGCGACACAAACACAUUCUUUGAGUUCUGUCUAUAUAUUCUCCUGAAGGAACACUGGCUGAGCGGGCAAAGCGGCUGUGAUGGUGUUUGGGUUUCUUGUUUCAUUCAUGUGUGCGUUAUCAACAAUUAUCUUUGACAGGACCGAUAACAUCGAUGCCACAUGACACGGUGUGUCGGUACCAACUCGCGGCACACCAACUACCCGUGUCAACAUUGCAAGGUUUUUUAUAUAUGAGUGAGUCACAACGAUGCCAUGCACUCGCUUCACACGUCCGACUGGUUUGGUUUUGUGUGUGCACGUCAUGAGGAUGGUUACUGGAUUAGUGACAGCUCUCAUGUAGCUGCGUUGUCACUACAUCUGCUGAUUUUCACCCAAAAAAUGUUGGUGGUGUUUACUCUCAAAAGAAUGCUUUUUGUUUUGAUUGAAACAAUAAAGUCUUUUUUUUCCAAAUUCAACAAAA
Molecule: messenger RNA, 1302 nt
Organism: Dunckerocampus dactyliophorus (ringed pipefish)
Lineage: Eukaryota; Metazoa; Chordata; Actinopteri; Syngnathiformes; Syngnathidae
Gene: chmp2a
Product: charged multivesicular body protein 2A
Exons: 6
Coding region: 170-832 (220 amino acids)
Biological process (GO): protein transport; late endosome to vacuole transport; endosome transport via multivesicular body sorting pathway
Cellular component (GO): ESCRT III complex; multivesicular body
Source: RefSeq, a predicted model, not a curated record